AAGUGGGCAGUGCUGCUGUCACAAAACAGUUACACUGGCAAGUAACAGAGAAACUUAAAGAGCAAAAACAUCUGACACAUUAAUGCAAACAAGAGCACUAAGAAACGGAGAGAAAACUGAGCAGAGGAGCUGAGUGAAGCUUCAUCUGCAUUAAAUACAAUCGAGGAAGAAAAAGCUGAGAAGGGAGGAUCUCUGGGAGGAAACCGGAGACACUGGAAGGAGACAGACUGCACUGCUAAGCAUGAAGAAGCUCCUUGUCGUCACCUUCUGUCUCUGCUCAGCAGGAUGCUGGGUGGUGUCAGGUGUGAUCACAGUGUCUGGAUAUGAAGGACAGUCGGUCAGAAUCGAAUGUUCUCAUGGUAACACAGGAACUAACUUGAAGUAUUUCUGUGGGAGCAAAUGUACAAGGUAUGAAGACAUUCUCGUCAAGACCGAAAAUAAUCAUCCAAACAAGACGAAUGGGAGGUUCACCCUGCAUGAUCAUGGAUCAGGAACCUUCACUGUAACCAUCACUGGACUGAGGAUGACCGACACUGGGAUAUACUGGUGUGGAGUAGAGCGAACAGGCGUUGACAUCUACACAGUGGUGGACCUCAAAGUGACAGAAGCUCCUACCACCACAACUACCACCACUCCCCGAACUACCCCCUCUACUACGCCUCACUCCACAGCGCCCCCACCUGGUACCACUGUGUAUAAUCAGGAGACCCAGCCUACAGUUUCUCUGUUCCUCUCAGCUCCAUUGUCCACCAGUAUGACCGCGGCAUGGUAUGAUCAGCUGGUUUACAUCUCUGUGGGUCUGGGUCUCGCAGCCCUGGUGUUUGGCUUGAUUGUGGCUGCAAUCAUCAAGGUACGACUCAAAGCUGGGAGAUCAGAGGAAACCGUCUCCUGCAGCAUACAGAAUCCCAGCAUGGCACCCAUAGGCACUGGAAGUAGAGAAAAGGUAAUCAGGACAUUAAAUUUAUCAUCCUUGACCUGUAGUUUCUAUGUGUAACUUGUACAGGCAGAGCUGUUCCUGUAGCACAGGUUCUGUUGAGAGUCCUCCAUCCUUCUAAGAAGUG
Messenger RNA from Brienomyrus brachyistius, 1061 nucleotides. RefSeq names its product CMRF35-like molecule 5. The record is from RefSeq and is a predicted model, not a curated record. Bases 242 to 994 code for a protein of 250 amino acids. Lineage: Eukaryota; Metazoa; Chordata; Actinopteri; Osteoglossiformes; Mormyridae. The transcript has 6 exons.